UUAAUCUCGCCUUCUCUCCACUCUCUCUCUCUAGACUUCACGGACUUUCCAAUUUCCCAUAGUCCAACGGAGACAAACAUGAUUCCCAUCUUCUUCUUCCACCUUUCUCAUGUCCAAAGACAAAGAAAAAACCCCUUAAUUACCAUGUCUAACAAUCUCUUCACCUUCUUCUUCUUCUCCUCCAUCUUUCUCUCUCUUCCCAUUCUCCAUCUCUCUUCUCCUUCUCCAUCUCCAUCUCCUUCUAGCUACGAUACUUCAUAUAGAAUAGAUUGCGGUGGUCAUUCAAAUUUCGUCAACAAUUUCAACAUAUCUUGGUUAUCGGAUCGUUUUUACACAGGCGGAGCUAAUGGUUUAGUUUCUGAACCUCUGCUUUUCCCGCACCAACAAGAAAAAACACUCAGAUAUUUUCCACUUUCUUCGGGUAAAAAAAACUGUUACAUCGUUAAUGUUCCAAAUGGUCGUUACUACUUCCGUACAUUCACGGUUUAUGAUAACUACGACGGUAAAUUACAUCCACCUAGUUUCGAUCUAUCCGUCGAAGGAACACAAGUUUUUAGCUGGAGAUCUCCGUGGUUUGAAGAGAUAUCUAAAAAUGGUGCUUAUUCCGAUCUAUUUGCUUUUGUUAAUGAUGGUGAAGCUGAUGUCUGUUUUUACAGUAUUGCCACUGACCCUCCUGUAAUUGGAUCUCUUGAAAUUCUUCAGAUCGAUCCUCUUGCUUAUGAUUCUACGUCUACUGGUGAUAAGCUUUUAUUGGUUAAUUAUGGAAGAUUAACUUGUGGGUCCAAUUCCUUCGGUUCAGGGUUUAGUAAUGACACUGAUAUUUUUGGUAGGGCUUGGCAAUCUGAUAAGGAGUUUCAAGUGGAAAAUUCAGGACAGAGUUCGAUUAAGGUUUUGACUACUUUGAAAAACAUUGUCGGAACCAAUCAAAAACCUAAUCAUUUUCCAAUGCAUUUGUAUCAGAGUGGUGUUACUGUUAUGGGUAAAGGGAAUUUGGAGUAUACGUUAUCAGUGGAUGCAAAAGUAGAUUACUUGUUGUGGUUUCAUUUUGCUGAGCUUGAUGAUAGUGUUACUGGCGCGGGGAAGAGGGUGUUUGAUAUUUCUAUUAAUCAAAAGAAUGUGACUAGAAUUGAUAUUUUUAAGCAAGUUGGAAGCUUUGCAGCUCUCAAUUGGCAAUAUACUGUGAAGAAUUUAAAUACUACAGAUUUGAGGGUGAAAUUUGUGCCGGUAGUAGGUUCUCCGUUAGUUAGUGGUAUUGAGAACUAUGCAUUGGUUCCAAAGGAUCUUGCAACUGUUCCCGAUCAAGUGAUUGCGAUGAGAGCAUUGAAACAGUCUCUUCGAGUUCCCGAUAGAAUGGGUUGGAAUGGUGAUCCAUGUGCUCCUACUAGCUGGGAUGCUUGGGAAGGAGUUACCUGCCACCCUAACAAAGACAAGACUGCACUUGUGGUUUCCCAAAUAGAUGUUGGAAGCCAAGGCUUGAAAGGAUAUAUUAGUGAGCAAAUAAGUCUUCUAUUGAACUUGGUAAGCCUUAAUUUGAGUUCUAAUUCUCUGGAAGGUACUAUUCCCACCGGACUUGGUCAAAAGUCUCUUGUACGAUUGGAUUUGUCAGCUAACCGAUUAUCUGGAAGGAUACCAGAUAGCUUAGCGUCAAAUCUGCAGCUUGUGAUAUUGAAUGAUAAUCAACUGGAGGGGCAAGUACCGGAGCAACUUUACUCCAUUGGUAUUCAUGGUGGAACUAUCGAUCUCUUUGGGAACAAAGGUUUAUGUGGUGUUCCGUCUUUACCAUCAUGUCCUUUAUUUGAGGGCUUGUCAACUGCUGGAAAGAUCGCAAUUGGUUCGGCUUGUUUGGUUGUUCUAGUUGUGGUGUUUGUGAUAAUUUACUUAUGCUACAUCAGGAGACGGAGAAAUGAUUAUGACUUUGGUCUUCCUCAAGACCUGAUCUCGCUUUCAGCAAAGAGAAACAGAUACCAAAGGCAGAAAUCGUUGAUGCUCUUAGAAAUGGAAACACAGAAUACCCAUCGAUUUCCGACUACGUUGAAUCCACUCUAACAGUUUCUACCUAAAAUCAAAGACAGAUCAAUAUUGAAACAAAAUUCAUUAUAAUCCCAAAUAAGAAGUGCUUAAAAAAGAGGAGCGACUGAAGUUCAAGGUGGCUGAACAAAAUGUCAUUGUAUGACUACAUAUCAAGACAUCUGUUGCUGAUUGAACAGUGAAAGCUUAUACGUUGCAUCAUUGGAUUGAUGACCUCCAAUGGAUUUUUGUAUUGGGUUUGGGGAUGAAACCUUUUCUUUUUUUGGCACCACAUUGUAAAAUGUAAUUUUACCUGUUUAGGAGUGUAUUCUGUAUAACAAUAUACUCUUCCUAUGGAUUCUAACAAAAGUAUCAAAAUGAAGUGCUGAUGUAUGACUUGAAUUCCAAUUAAAUUCAUUUCUUCUUCUAUAG
Molecule: messenger RNA, 2439 nt
Organism: Papaver somniferum (opium poppy)
Lineage: Eukaryota; Viridiplantae; Streptophyta; Magnoliopsida; Ranunculales; Papaveraceae
Product: receptor-like protein 4
Exons: 9
Coding region: 79-2046 (655 amino acids)
Molecular function (GO): protein binding
Source: RefSeq, a predicted model, not a curated record